Messenger RNA from Triticum turgidum subsp. durum (durum wheat), 675 nucleotides. NCBI's taxonomy places the organism in Eukaryota, Viridiplantae, Streptophyta, Magnoliopsida, Poales, Poaceae. The record is from the annotation of a GenBank genome assembly.
AUGCCGGCCCUGAGGCCGCCGCCGCCGCGCCUCAUGCUCAACGCCGUCUCCUGCAUGCGGAACGCGCAGACGGUGCUGCGGGACAUCAACGUCAGCGUCCACGACGGCACGGCGCUCGUCCUCACGGGCGCCAACGGCUCCGGCAAGACCACCUUCCUGCGGAUGCUGGCCGGCUUCUCGCGCCCCUCGGCCGGGGAGAUCCUCUGGAACGGCCACGACGUCACCACCCCGGGGGUAUUCCAGCAGUACAAGCUGCAGCUCAACUGGAUGUCGCUCAAGGACGCCGUCAAGGAGAAGCUCACCGUGCUGGAGAACGUCCAGUGGUUCGAGCUCCUCGAGGGCAAGCACGGCAGGUCCGCCCCAGCCAUCGAGCUCAUGGGCCUCGGCAGGCUCAUGAACGACAAGGCCAGGAUGCUCUCCAUGGGGCAGAGGAAGCGCCUCCAGCUCGCCAGGCUGCUCGCCAUCGACCGCCCGAUCUGGCUCCUCGACGAGCCCUCCGUCGCGCUCGACUCCGAGGGCGUCAAGCUGCUCGAGUACAUCAUAGCGGAGCACCGCAAGAAGGGUGGGAUCGUCAUCGUCGCCACGCAUCUGCCCAUUGAGAUCGAGGAUUCCAUGAACCUCCGUCUUCCGCAGCGGUUCCCCCGGAGGAAAACUCUGGUUGAUCUUGUGCGUUGA